AUGGAUGAUCAAGCACCUAAUAUAGCUAUUCGCAGGCUUGUACACAUACACACGAAGAAGACAGUCUGCAAAGUCCUGUGUCACAUCACCCUACAGAGGUUAAAGAAAGAAGUUAAUAAGUUACUAAGAGACGAACAGGCCGGUUUCAGACAAGAGAGAUCAUGUAUUGACCAAAUUGCCACAUUAAGAAUCAGCAUUGAGCAAACCAUUGAAUGGCAGACAUCCCUAUACUUAACAUUUGUAGAUUUCGAGAGGGCCUUUGAUAGUAUAGACCAUCAAGUACUAUGGAACAUCCUUAGACAUUAUGGAAUACCCGAAAAAAAAAUCAUAUCCGUCAUCAAACAGCUCUAUGACGGUUUGACAUGUCAAGUGAGCCAUGCAGAGACUCUGACAGAUCCAUUUCAAGAGGAGGAAUCUACGUCAUUACGCAGGGUGUCGGCGAUUGAAAUUGGACCACCAUCUUGUCGCUUCAAAAUAAAACUAAUGGUCAGGAAAAGACGCAAAUCAAACUCAAAUUUGUGCAGGCGGAAACGAUCGCGAAUACAACCUGAUGUUGACCAGCCGACCAGAUCGCCCACUAAAUCGCCAUCCGUAAUAAAAUUAAAACCAUGA
Mytilus trossulus (common blue mussel) is the source of this 612-nucleotide messenger RNA. RefSeq lists its product as uncharacterized. The transcript is spliced from 3 exons. NCBI's taxonomy places the organism in Eukaryota, Metazoa, Mollusca, Bivalvia, Mytilida, Mytilidae. The coding region runs from base 1 to 612 and encodes 203 amino acids. The record is from RefSeq and is a predicted model, not a curated record.